CUGGUGACGUGGUCACAGGCUGACGUUAGUUGAUUACGGAUGUAGGCGCACGCAGAAAUACCCACGACUUUUCUCCUCCAAAAAAGGCCGUGAAAAACUUAUAAUGGAGCUAUUGGCCCCUAUGCGGCUCUAUACCCUGUCAAAAAGGCACUUUGUCCUAGUGUUUGUAGUGUUUCUACUAUGCUUUGGCCUCACAGUCUUCAUAGGAAUUGCAGGUCCAAAGAUAAUUGAACAACAAGGACAUAGUGGUGAGCAGCUACUAAUGAAGAAUUUCUCAGCAAAGACUGGCCCCUACCGUCUUACAUCUUCUCCUCUCACUACUUACAACCAGCAGUUAUGGCUCAUAUGUUUGAUGCAGGUUGAUCAUAGCACUGUGGUCGACUUUAAGCAGAGUUUUGAGAUCAAUGUGGAGCUCAAAGGAGUAAUGCAGGAUGCCAGUGUUAUGCACAUAAACAAUGUCCACCAGAAAUCUCGAAUGUUGCACUGCAGCACAAUUAAAUGUGAUGAAAUCAUUGUAUUACAUUUGGGCUUCCUGAACUACACACAAUACCAAGUGACAGUUCGUUUCAAAGGCCUUGAAAACAUUACCAAUGACAUUAAGACCAAUUUUGUGUGGAAAAUGUACAACCCUACUUUCUCUCAAGUGGAGAUAUGGUUUCGCUUUGUCUUUGUGGUGAUGACGUUUGUUGUGACAUGCAUGUUUGCUCACUCACUGAGGAAGUUCUCCAUGAGAGAUUGGGGCAUUGAACAAAAAUGGAUGUCGGUCCUACUUCCUCUGCUUUUAUUGUACAAUGAUCCCUUUUUCCCAUUGUCAUUCCUGGUAAAUAGCUGGUUCCCUGGGACGUUGGAUGCAUUUUUUCAGGCACUUUUCCUUUGUGCCCUUUUGUUGUUUUGGCUCUGUGUCUACCAUGGUAUUAGGGUUCAGGGGGAGAGGAAGUGUCUUACAUUUUAUCUUCCAAAGCUAAUAAUUGUUGGGCUGCUGUGGCUCUCAGCAGUCACACUUGGUAUAUGGCAAACGGUAAAUGAACUUCAGGACCCAACCUAUCAGUACAAGGUGGAUAUUGGUAACUUUCAGGGCAUGAAAGUGUUCUUCCUUAUUGUAGUUUCCCUCUACAUCCUCUACCUCAUUUUCUUGAUUGUCAGAGCCUGUUCUGAACUAAAGAAUAUGCCCUAUUCUGAUCUCCGGUUGAAGUUUUUGACAGCGUUGACAUUUGUGGUUCUGAUAAUAAGCAUGGUUAUUCUCUACUUGAGGUUUGGUGCCAAAGCUCUUCAGGACAAUUUUGUAGCUGAACUGUCCACUCAUUAUCAAAACUCAGCUGAAUUUUUAUCUUUCUAUGGUUUACUCAACUUUUACCUGUACACAUUAGCAUUUGUGUAUUCUCCAUCCAAAAAUGCCCUGUAUGACUCCCAGCUAAAGGAUAACCCUGCUUUCUCAAUGCUAAAUGACUCAGAUGAUGAAGUUAUAUAUGGAAGUGACUAUGAAGAUAUGCCUUUACAAAACGGGCGUGCAAUUAAAGCAACCGCUAAAUACCAGGAUGAGACUGACAGCGACUGAGUGCACAACCUCAUUUUCACCUGUUUCCAAUGGAUAUUUUGAAAAGAGCAACUCUAUUAUAUGUACUGUAUAUACUAAGUAUUUGCACCAAUCAUGGAUGUAUUGAAUAUGUACAUAAUUUACUAUUUUUUAGAAAGACACCUUCUGAAUGUACCAUCUUUAUUUCAGUUUGCCUUUGAAUUUCUUUAUUGAGUUAAAAAGAAAACAAGAAGACAGGAGUAUUUUCACUUGGAAUUCUUGAUUUUGUAUAUCGAGCAGUAAAUGUACAUAUUCUUUUCCACUAAAGUUAAAACAAGUUUGGGAUGGGUGGCUAAAAAUCACAGUUUUGAUGCUUAAACUAUUGUGUUUAUGUACAUUGUUUUUCUCAGUAUCAAGAGGCUUGAAGCCAAAGUACUCACUUGCAUGACUUCUAAAUAAUUUUCUUAAAUUACUAGAACUACUGACAUAUUUUAUUUUUGCACCUUAUAAACCUGUGGCCAAGAAUCUGCUUUUUAAGUACUGGUAGUCAUUUAAGUUUUCUUGUCUUUACAGUUAUUUUUUAGAGACUGUAUUAUAUUGAGAAAACCAGCCAAAAUCCCCUCUUUGCCUACAUUGUUAUAUGUAUUCUAAUCAAAAAUUGUGCCUUGUUUUUACAUUACGAGCGACAUUCUUAAUCUCUAAUGGGUAUUUUUUUUUAUUUUAAAUUUAAAACAUUGUGCAACAUUGUGGCUUCAGUUUUACCAGUAAAUGUGACUUGAUGUGAGUUUAUAAGCAUGAUAAGUUGUGCUUCUUCUGUGUAAAUAAAAGUUUUGUAAACAAUUAAUACAAAUAAAUUUUAUUAUACAA
Boleophthalmus pectinirostris (great blue-spotted mudskipper) is the source of this 2380-nucleotide messenger RNA. RefSeq names its product transmembrane protein 181 (gene tmem181). The coding region runs from base 104 to 1555 and encodes 483 amino acids. Gene Ontology annotation, molecular function: toxic substance binding. The transcript has 17 exons. NCBI's taxonomy places the organism in Eukaryota, Metazoa, Chordata, Actinopteri, Gobiiformes, Gobiidae. The record is from RefSeq and is a predicted model, not a curated record.